Messenger RNA from Osmerus eperlanus (European smelt), 4065 nucleotides. RefSeq names its product armadillo repeat containing 2 (gene armc2). Bases 590 to 3169 code for a protein of 859 amino acids. The record is from RefSeq and is a predicted model, not a curated record. NCBI's taxonomy places the organism in Eukaryota, Metazoa, Chordata, Actinopteri, Osmeriformes, Osmeridae. The transcript has 18 exons. Gene Ontology annotation, biological process: sperm axoneme assembly; cilium organization.
GUUGGCGGGGGGCGAAUAGGUUUCCGAGUGGACGAAUGUGCAAAACCAGACCGACCUGAUCCUUGGUGAGAGAUCGACCCAUCUCCAUGGGUUAAACUGACCCAGCACGAAGCGUGAGUUGACUCAGAGUACGCUUGCUGUACUGACCGUGUCUAUGAGUCUAUCCUGAGUUAGUUUAUCAAUACUGAUAGAAGUCUACUAGUCUACCUGCUUAUUGCCUUCACAUUUAUGUAUGCUUUCUACUACUAGAGGAUAGCUGUUACUGGGAACGGAGACUUUACGGUGAAAUUAAGUGGACAGAUGAACUAAAGCUGGAGGUCUUUCCUCCAGUACGGCUGUGUUGGGGGGCAGGGGGCGACUGGGUAUUGGUUUAACAUGGAGAAGCAGGAAUGCAGUGUGGAAGCCCUGCAUCCUCCUACGGAGCAGUGUUUCAAAGCGAAACUUUGGGUGAAGAAGACAUGUCGUAAUUAAUGCUGUGUCUUCCUAAUCCUCAGUGACGGAAUGCCAGGACAACCCUCAACUAUGAACCAGCUCCUGUAAAAGUCAUUUCCUUCAUAAACCACUUGGUCUUGUUACAAACCAUAACAAAAUGUCCUCUCUGGAUCGGAAGCGUGAUAAAUCCAAACCGUUCACCCUGACUCCCAGCACCCAGAGGAAGACCAGCGCAGAGAUUGUCAACGAAGCUCGUCAGUCGCUGCGGACCCUACGCACACAGCGACCUUUUACCCCCAGAGAGAACCACAGGCAGCUGUUUGGGAAUAGCUCAACCCGCGCCCUCCAUGAGGGGCGACCUCCGUCCGCGUUCAGCCUCCACUCUCGGAACUUUGACUCUCCAGAAUCCAGGCCAGGUUCCGGAAAUCGCCUCUCUCCACUAAAUCAUAAGCCCAGGUUGCCUGUGGGGCCAGAUGAGGAGCCCGUCAUCCCCAAGACUCUCCCCAGACCCCCCUCCAACCCUCUGGAGCUGAGGGAAGGUGGGGGGUGGACAGGGGGGAGGGCUCGCAUCCUCAGAGCUGGGUCUCUGACCACACUGCCUCCUGUGUCAAGGCCAAGAGAGAUGAGGGAGACAGUAAACCCAGACUCCAGCCCAGAGCAGAAGGAGCUGUUAGCCAGGGGGAGGGACAGGAGACCCCCCAGGACUGAGUUCCCUGGGGGUCCAGAGAAGGAUCAGAUCAGCCCCCCCAGACCAGCCCUUCGCAGGACAAGCAGUGAAAGUAGAAUUAGAUGUCCUCCCAUUUGUGUCGUCUCAUCCAACGCACCAGCCAAGCAGAGUGCAUCAGCCAGAAAAGAGUUAAAUCCUGGAGACAAAGCAGGGUGCCAGGUGGAGCUGGCGGAUACCGUGGUCUGGGACAGCGACAUAGCUCCUCUCCUUCUGAAGCUGGAGUGUGUUGCUGCAGGUGGAGCUGAGGACUCUGUGGAUAGCCUGUGUGACGUGUGCAACCGUCUCCAUGGCGCCCUGGCGGAGCGAGGCAUGCUGGGUCGGCAUUGCAAGAGGAGGGCGGGACUACUCAGGGCACUGUUCCGCCUGAUAGACCUCAACUCCGCCCAGCUCAAUCUCCAUCUUGUCAAACUGUGCAUAGCUCUGAGUGUAAGUGGUAACAACCUGCUGAACAUAUGUAAACUCAUGUUCAAGAUCAGCCGGAGUGAGAGCAACGACACCUUCUUCCACAACAACUCCAUCAUUGACUCCCUGCUGUGUGUGCUACACAGUGAGGAUGUGAGUGUGUCUGGCGAGGCUCUUCUCUACUGCGUUGGCACUCUGAAGUUCUUGUCUGGCAACAGCUCCCUUGCCAGGCUCCUAUUGGUUAAGGACUGUAUGGGUGUGGCCUCCCAGCUCAUAAAGAAGCUCCACCCAGUUUCCCAGCCAUGCCACUCCCAGCUGACAAUGGCAGGACACAUCCUGGUGCAGCUGACUGCAACCCUUAGGAACCUGGCUGAUCUCUCAGAUUCCCGCCCUCUCUUUAUCAACCACGGCAUCCUAUCAGAGCUCUGCCUGGUGCUCCACUAUCACCACGGAGACCAGGACAUCUGCACCAACAUUGCCAGAAUAUUCAGUAAGCUGUCGUCCUACCGGGAGUGCUCCCUGGCCCUGGCCCAGACCCCCGCCUGCUACGACCUAUUUAUACUACUGCUGAGCAAACACCAGCGGAAACAGGACAUGGUGGUGCGCCUGCUCUUCAUUCUGGGUAACCUGGCGUCCCGGAGCGAGGAGGCCAGGGAGCAGCUGUACCAGACCCCACAGUGUGUGGAGGUUCUCCUGGAACUCUACCACACCUACCAGGAGAGACGGGAAGCCCCCACCACCCUAGCCCAGACCAGGGACCCAACCAAGGGCCCUCACAAGCCCCCCACCCCCCGAGACCAAGCCAGGGACUCUGGAGCAGGGGGCCAGGAUGUCCUGGUGAAGCUGGUGAGGGUGCUGGCUAACAUGUCCAUCCACUCAGCUGUGGGCCCAGCGCUGGCUGCCAGCACACCCUGUGUACAGCUGCUGCUAGACACACUGGAGCUAGGGUGUUUACCGGAGAACGAGGAGCUCCUGGUAAACGUGGCGGCCACCAUCAACAACCUGUCAUACUACAAAGGAAGCAGCUCUGUGGUCCGAGCCAGACAACUGCCCAUUGCCCAGAUGCUGUUGAAGCUGCUUCUCAGCUCCAGUAUGGAAGCAGUCCUGGAGGCCACCCGUGUGUACGGAAACCUGUCCCAGUCCAGGGACGUCCGGGACUUCAUCAUGCAACACCAGGUGCACCUGUUUGUGCUGACUCUGCUGGACUCAAAGAGUCCUGAUGUGUGUUUCUCUGCCUGCGGGGUGCUCAUCAACCUGGCCCUGGACCCCCUCAGCAGAACCACACUGACGCAAGAGGGGGCUGCCACCAAGCUGGCAGACUGUCUGAGGGACUUUGGGCCCGUUGACUGGCAGCUGGGGGGGCUGGUGUGUCAGACCCUGUGGAACCUACUGGAGGUGGGGGGGGCAAAGAGAGAGUCCCCCCAGACACUGGAUGACCAGGAGAGAGGGGCCCUGCUGGACAUCCUCAGUCUGUACCUCGAUGAAAGAGAGGCUCUGCAGUGGAACCCCAGUGACGAUAUGAGGGACUUUCACCGGGCAUGCUGGGAGUUGGAGUUCCUGCCAGUGGCUCAGAGGCUGAGGAGCAGGAUCCAGUCUGAGACUACCUGACUGGUUAAGGAACUGGCAGACUUGCUGUUGGCAGUGGCUUGCUUAUUGAUGGACUAGAUGACUGGCUGUCUGGCUUACUAACUGACUGACUGAUUGACUGGCUGGUUUAUUAACAGAAUGAGACUGAAUCACUUACUGACUGGCUGACUGAUUGAUUGACUGACAGAUUGACUGGCUGAUGGACUGGGUAGCAGAGUGACUGGCAGGCUGACCAGUUAACGGAUCGACUAUCUGACUGGUUAGCUGACUGGCUAAUCUUUUCAAGACCUGUUCCUAACUGUGUUGCCCUGUGUGCCUCUUUGCAGUGUGCAUUCUCUGUAGUGUACUUCCUCUGUAGUCUACUUCCUCUGUAGUGUACUUCCUUUGUAGUGUACUUCCCCUAAAGUUUCCAUGAAGGUACUUCCUCUGUAGAGUACUUCCUUUGUAGUGUACUUCUUCUAAAGUUUCCGUAAAGGUACUUCCUCUGUAGUGUACUUCCUCUAGAGUGUACUUCCUCUGUAGUGUACUUCCUCUAAAGUUUCUGUAAAGGUACUUCCUCUGUAGUGUAUUAUUUUUAACACACUACUUAACAUGGCUGCAUUUGGGAGGUAGGUCUGUCUAUAUAUGGCUCCAUGCACUUUAAUCCUACAUUCCCCAGAAUCCUUUGAUGAGAAGAGCUCUGAGCCUCCUGGGUAUCUGUCACAAGCUGUUUGCACUUUGAAAUUUGAAGCCGAUAAAAUCAUUUCUAUAUUGAAUGUGCGGUGUUGUAUAUGUUUGUUAGUGUGCCUUCAUGAUUAUUUUACCAAAAUAUCAAAAUUGAAUCGCUGAAGAUGGGAUAAUGUUUGUAAUCUGGAGGUCAAUUUCUCCUCUGUGGAUAGUGGAACAUCUACUGUACAUAAUAAACCACACAGUAAAAA